AUGCUGCCGAUCUUGAACCUCGCGCAGACUGGCUCGCUGCUCGCCGCGUCCUCAGACGGUGGGAGCAGGCAGUGCAGCGCCAGUGGCGAUGUCGGCACGCAGCUCGACUCCAGCUCUGCAGUGGACCUCGAGCUGCACCACCACUUUCUUCAGCCGCAAGAGCUCCUCGAUCUUCAACAGCGCGCUUCUGCCGUGCCAGAGGCUGACUGGCUCCCGUGCUCUUGCAGGGCAGAGGCAGCCACAGCUGUACUGGCCAAGGAGUGCGCCCACGUCGACGUCGGCCAAGACCCGGUGGCGGCAGGAGUGCUCGGGCGGCUCGCAAUGCUCACCGGGUCUUCCACCAGCCUCGAGACUCUACCUCUGGUCCGCUAUCGCCCAGGCGCCACGGCGACGCCGUUGCACGUCGACCACCUUCCCGACGGCGCAAGGGUAGAUGAGUAG
Molecule: messenger RNA, 441 nt
Organism: Emiliania huxleyi CCMP1516
Lineage: Eukaryota; Haptophyta; Isochrysidales; Noelaerhabdaceae
Exons: 1
Coding region: 1-441 (146 amino acids)
Source: RefSeq, a predicted model, not a curated record